Manihot esculenta (cassava) is the source of this 2877-nucleotide messenger RNA. RefSeq names its product protein root UVB sensitive 6. Bases 307 to 1893 code for a protein of 528 amino acids. NCBI's taxonomy places the organism in Eukaryota, Viridiplantae, Streptophyta, Magnoliopsida, Malpighiales, Euphorbiaceae. The transcript has 13 exons. The record is from RefSeq and is a predicted model, not a curated record.
CUCUGCUUUUCAGCCUUGAUUCCUGCAAGUGAAUCUCUCUCUCUAUCUUCAAAAAAAGAAAAAAAAAUGAAAAGAGUAAAAGACAACAAGCCCUCUCUCCACCUCUGUUUCUCCGUUCGUAGUUGUGGGCCACCUGCCUCAUUAUUUCCUCGCGGCAGCUAUAAAAGGAUGCUUCCUUCGUUAAUCCCAAAGCUCUUCAUGUCCUCUAUAAAACCAUCGCCACCUUCGCGCUCUCCUCACUCGUAAAAAUAAAUUAAACCACACGCGCUCAUAUCUUUCUUCUCUCUGCUUCCAUUUUCCAUAACCAUGCCUCCCAUUAAAAUCAAGCAAUCGCCCAAUCCAACGGCUCAAACUCUUACCUCCACGCCGUCGUCACAGGAGGCUCGUCUCCUUGUUCGUGAAACGCUGCGUAUUAGCGCCAACUUGGCUUCUGCUCCCGCUUCUCCUUCUCCUGCAAUGUCUCAGCCUCCUCCUAGUUCUACUUCUUAUUCGUUUGUUUCUCCGGCGCAAUCUGUUUCUUUAUUGGAUAAUACUAGGCGAUUAGGGCUUGUGGAAGAUGAAUUUAUUGAUUCUAGCUUGAGAUUGAUCUGUUGCGAGGAAAUUGAUGGCCGGAGAUGGAAGUACGUGGCGGAAAACGACAGUUUUGGAGGUUAUAAGAAGAAUUCAAUUCGCGCCGUCAGCUUGCAUACGCCACAAACUCCUGUUGAGGAAAUGAUGUCUUUUAUAAGAACCUAUGUCGUGCCAGAAGGUUUUCCCCAUAGUGUGACUCCAUCAUAUGUUCCAUACAUGACUUGGAGAGCUUUGAAGCAUUUCUUUGGUGGAGCAAUGGGUGUUUUCACCACAAAAGCCCUUUUGAGUUCUGUUGGAGCCUCUGAAAGCAAAGCUAUUUCUGGUGCUGUCGCUAUCAAUUGGAUUCUCAAGGAUGGUGCUGGUCGUGUUGGGAAAAUGCUUUUUGCACGUCAAGGAAAGAAAUUUGAUUAUGAUCUAAAGCAGAUGCGGUUUGCAGGUGAUCUUCUCAUGGAAUUGGGUGCUGGGGUGGAGUUAGCAACUGCAGCUGUCCCACACCUUUUUCUUCCUUUGGCUUGUGCUGCUAACGUGGCAAAGAAUGUUGCAGCUGUAACAUCUACAUCAACUCGGACACCAAUUUACAAAGCCUUUGCUAAAGGAGAAAACAUUGGGGAUGUCACUGCUAAGGGAGAAUGUGUUGGCAAUCUUGCAGAUUUGCUUGGAACUGGCCUUAGCAUAAUGAUUACGAAAAGAAACCCUAGCAUGGUUGCUUCAUUUGCUCUCCUUUCAUGUGCCUAUGUCUUCAGCUCUUUCCAAGAGGUUAAAUCUGUAGUGUUGCACACCUUAAACAGGGCCAGAUUCAGUGUGGCAGUGGAUUCUUUUCUUAAGACAGGGCGGGUGCCCUCAUUGCAAGAGGGGAAUAUGAAGGAAAAUAUAUUCAGCUUUCCAUGGCUGAAGGAGAGGCUUGUUCUAGGACCAAGAUUUAAAGAUGCCUUUCAAGACCCUAGUGCAUAUCUUGCAAUAGAGCCUCUGUUUGAGAAAGAGAGAUAUAUAGUGACAUACAAUCCAUCAAAAGAUCAGGUUUAUGCAUUGCUCAAGGAUCAGGCAAAGCCAGACGACAUUCUAAAAGCUGCAUUCCACGCUCAUGUGCUUUUGCAUUUCAUACAUUUGUCAAUUGAUAGUCAUUCUUCAUCAUGGAAGCAACGACCAGUUGGCCAUUCAAACCAUAUUCUUUCAGCUAAUGAUCUUGAGGCUCGUAUUGCUGACUCAUGCAAAAUGGUCUCAACUUUAUAUGGCCCUUUUAAAAGUAAAGCUGCAGAACAGGGUUGGAGGAUGUCAGACUCGCUUCUUAAUCCUGGCCGAGCCAGGAUUGUAGAAACUUGUUAAAGCGGAAAUAUACUCUUGAGACUUCUCUUUGCUCAUAGUCAAGAUUUUGACUUGUCAAGUUCCCAGGCGGCAUUCAAUUCUGUAGACAUGUCAACUAUCAAUUGUCAAAAACAUACAAGGAACAAAGAGGCUAAUAAUACACCAAUAGCACCAUCGGAAACAAGGGCUCUUGAUGGUGAGUUCUCUCUGUUAUGCACACCCAAAUACAUUGAGCUGUUCACACUCUCUUGCUUAUUCACAUACACCCGAAGGCCGCAACAGUGGCAGAGCUAGACCUCCAGCUUUGGAGGGGCCAAACUAAACCUCCUUAAUGGUUAUGAAUGGUGGCAGAUUUUAGAAGUUUACAUAAAAUAAAUUGAUUUGUAAUUUAUGCCAAGUAAAAAAUGCUUCAAACUUUUAAUUGUUUUAUUUAUAAACUUCAACUUUCUAACUUUCUUUGUUAAUAAUCUUUUAGUUUUUUAAAAUUUUUAAAAUUUUGUUUAUCAAACAACAAACAAUUUCAAAAGGGAUUUAUAAAAAGUUUUAUGAUAAAGUUACCACUAAACUGAUAGAAGGUUAAAUGUACUAAUUUGAAGAUUUAUCUGAGGCCUUGUGGCCAAUCUAUAAUCUUAGAUUAUAUUCUACGUUUUUAAUUAGAAAUGAAUUAUAAAAAUAAAAUAAAAAGAAAACCAUUUUUGGCAGCGGAAGGAGGGGUUUGGGAUGGGAUGGCUUCCUCAAGCCAACCUUGUGCUCUGCCAUUAGGUGGUGGGUAAGAUGCAGUUUCUAUUUGUAGGAGGAAUUUUUCUAAAAUAGUAGAGCUUGAACUUUGCAUUAUUGUAAUGCUAACUGUUAAUAAUUUUUUAUUUCCUGGUUGUCAUUCUCUUCGUUUUUUAUGAUGUCCCUUUUAUCCUUUGUAUCUAUUUGGUAUCCAACUUAUUUCAAUGUUCAUUUUGUGUAGAAAAUAUUGAAAUGCCUUUCAAUAGCAACGAAUCCUUCAUUUGUCCA